Symsagittifera roscoffensis is the source of this 11924-nucleotide messenger RNA. RefSeq names its product ubiquitin carboxyl-terminal hydrolase 34-like. Lineage: Eukaryota; Metazoa; Xenacoelomorpha; Acoela; Convolutidae. The record is from RefSeq and is a predicted model, not a curated record. The transcript has 31 exons. Gene Ontology annotation, cellular component: cytosol; nucleus. The coding region runs from base 119 to 11833 and encodes 3904 amino acids. Gene Ontology annotation, biological process: protein deubiquitination. Gene Ontology annotation, molecular function: cysteine-type deubiquitinase activity.
GAUAUGGUAUAAGACGAUGAUUUACUAAAGCAAAGUAUGUAGCAAAAGGAUUUUGUUUCAAGAUAUCUUUUCACGCUGAAAUUUUCUAGAACUUUCUAGAAGGACAUUUGAGUCGAGAAUGAGUUGCUGUGAUGUGGCUAACUGUAAUCUUCUCUCCCAUUGCAUCACUGCUCUCUCGGCUGCCAACAACUCGGCUAAUCCGAAUGACUCCUCAAGCCCGAAUGAUGACAAUUCGGUCGAAGUGGAGUUCGAGUCUGCGAGUAGUGAACAUCUGCACUUAGUGGUGAAAUACUUGAACUCGUGGCGUGCAAGAAAGUGUGCGUGUGUGGUGCGUAGGUCAGCUCAUCAUUCGCUGGUCGAGGUUUUGUUCAUGCUGACUACGAAAUCACUGGUUGAGGAAUUGGACAAGCUACGCGCUAUAGUGCACUCUUUAGACGAUCAACCAAAAGUGCAGAAUUCUAGUGAUUCUUCUGCGAUGUCAGAUGGCGUUCUUGUUGCGGGUACUUCAGCUGGAGGAAAUAUUGCGAAUACUAAUGUCGUCGAGAGUCAAUUGACGAAUUCGGCUCAGAUAAGACCAUCCUCUCCGUUGGUUAGUGGGGAACUAGAUGAACUCGUGAGUGCAGUAGAGGUCAUCUUCAGUUCCGACUUUUCCCUCUCCAACCCCUCCUCCUCCGCCUCUCCUUCAGGUUCAGCGGGGGGCAGUGGGGGAGGUUCAGGGGGGCAUCAUCACAUCAGCAGUAGUCACUACUUCAACAAAUCUCAUGCCAUUCUGAGUCGUGUGCUGAAGAACCUGGUGGUGAAGCAACAUUUCAUGACGUCACUAGCGGAGUUGUUCAAGUCUGCCUCUCCCCUUCUUCUGCCGCUCUCGUUUGUGCAGCCGUGUGUCAAGUUGCUCUCUUCAGUACUCAGAUGUGUCGCCCAGGAGUUCUCAAAGACUAGCGACGAGCUGAAGCUGGUCAGUGUGGUCCAGAGAGGUCAAUUGAGGUCAUCUCUGGUGCAAUACAUGCAGCAAUUGAGCGAGGAGGAGCUGAGGGUCCCCAAGGGGAGACAAUCGGUGGAAUUCUGCUGGGAAAAGAUUCAAGAGAUUGCGCCGGACUCAAUUGACACACAGACUCUGGAUCUUGCUCUCAAGUACGUCAAGUGUUCUACCCUUACAAUGCGUUUGUCGGGAUUGGCCUUCAUAACGCAACAAGUCUCGGUAUGCGAACGAAGCAAAGCAAGCUCUUCUGGAAGAAACAAUUCCGGUGGCAACAUUUCACCUUCUCCAUCUAGUACUCAGAGCAAUUCUAAUCCGAAUAACUCGAAAGCAGUUUUCAAAAAAUGGCUCAAAUCUCAAAAAAUGGUCUCCGUCUUGUUCGGCGCGAACACUCAUGUAGAGUUGGUUCGGCAAUGUCACUUGAUCUUUCAAUUUAUGGCUAGUGGACAAUUGUUGACCUUGAACGACAUUGAUGUUUUAUGGGGCGCUGUAAAUGACAAGCACAAAAGUCGUGAAGUUAUUUCAGCCAUUGAAGGAAUUUUACACUAUUUGAACGAGUCUUUACUUGAAAGAUUCAAAAAACACUUGGAAGAAUUGCCGCUUGCGAGUCAUACAGAUCAAACGUUUUCUCUGAGCUGCCAGAUUACAAAAGUGUGCUGGAGACGUCAGCUCAUGACGUUAAACAUAGCCCAUCAGUUUGGCAGUUAUUUGGCCAAUGAGAAGCGAAAGAGGAAACAUACAGGAGGUUCGAGACGAGACAGUCGAAACACGAACUCGCAGAGUGGAUCCAGUGAUUUACUGACUGUGAAAAGAACAGAAAGCAAUCAGGGUGCAAUAUCACCAAGCCAAACUUCAGAUUCACUCGCUCUGAAUGAUGAGAGCCAGUACCCUCCUAACGCCACAGUGGGUUUUAUGGGCGAAUCGCCAGUUCUAACCAGCUCAAAGCAAAAAUCGGAAUGCGACAGAGUAGUGCUGAACCCACCUGCUGAGUGGACUACAGGUAAUGAAAACAACGACACUACCGGGUCUUCAAUUGACAGUUCACCGAGUCCAACCAAAAGCAGGAAAAAGAGAUCGCCCCCGAAAUUGAAGGACGUUGAAAUAAGUGACGAAGACAAUGAUAAUAUAUAUCAAAAUAAUGUGGAAGAGACAGUGAAAAAUGAGGCGUCUAAGCGGCAAAAACUGGACAGAAAGAGUUCGAAGGUGUCUCGCGAAAUCAAUCCACCUCCUCCCCCGCCACCGCCUCUGAGACUCAGUCGUCAUUUCAUCCCCGCUGCUAAUGACUCCUCGCCAGAUGUGAACGCGCCUGGACCUUCCAGGGUUCUGAGUUAUCAGCGCCAUCCAUCGGAGUCGGACAAAACAAUCCACGGCUUCGAUAUGAGAGACCUUACGGAAGAACAGGAAAACGAGUUCCAAGAAAUGAAUAAGCUUUUCAGAGGAAUCCAAGAUAUGAAGACCGGAAUUAAUCCGCAGUUGGAUGUUGACAUAGGUGAGCAGGAGUUGAGAAGGUCUGUUGAUAGCAACGCGGGUCCUGGAUCUGAAAGUCCUUUGUCGCCUACAGGCAGACGGAACAGUGCAGCUGACGAUCUGCAAGAUGCAGAGAUGGUCAAUUCUCCUAUGGCACAGUUAGGCGAUGCCGAAGAUGAGGACGACGAUGACGACGACGUCGAGGAUCUUGAAGACUUGGACGAAGAGACAUCGGCAUUGUAUUGCUGCAAUCAAUUGCUCAUUCGAGAACUCUUAGAACAAGAUGGAAUCUUGAAACCGGUCGGAGUAAAGUCUCAACAGCCUUUGACUGUCGAAACAUCGGAUGCGAUGCUGCCGCUUGCUUCAGAAGUGUCGUCAAACGUAGCUUUGGCAUCGUCUGCAGGUCAAGUUAAUGAUAGCGAGGUUAGCAAUGUUAGGGAGACGAGGUCAGAAGACGGUGAACCCAGUUGUGACUUUGAAGUUAUAAGUGAUCAAGAUGAAAGCAAUAGUACGGACUCAACCGCUUCGUCUUCGUCGUCCGAUCCAAGCUUGGUCGGAUCUUCAUUUUUCGUCAAAGCAGGCAGUUCUCUUAUAUGGGAUCUACUGACAAGUAAUCAGUUAUCGGAUUUAGCACCAGAGCAGCAAGAAUGUGUGAAGCAGAAUUUGUUCGAUUUAGUUGCAGUUUUCUUGAAGUAUCCUGAAAUUUUGAAGGAGAUGGUUCGUUCCUUGUUGAAUUCGGUUCGAAAUAAUUGUUCGACUUUCAUGUGUGUCAAAAUGUUGCAAGCAUUGUUCUCCAACGUAGUUUCGCUGUCAAACUACGCGAUCCAAACACACUCAAUGCUGGACAUUCUGGUUGGAACAAUUCUAAGUUUGAUAGAAUCAGAAACUGCAAAUUUAACUGCAGAUCACAACGAAAUGGUUGAAAGUCCAGAGCAAACAAAUACUGACAAUCUGCCUCUAACGCAAUCGGAACUCGGAGAGUUUUUGCACUUGUUCGAUGCAAUUUUUCACAAAACGAGUCAUAGUUUUUGCUAUACAUUCUCAGACGGACAUAUUAUAUCUCUUUGGACGGUUCUGUCCACGAACCCAAAUUACAAAGAUUUCUUCCUGAACUGGUUAUGUGGUAUAUGUCAAACGGAUGAGAUUCACAUAAUGACUGACCAGCAAUGGUUGAUGAUCUAUUGCAAACUAGUUACAACUGACUCGCAAUGGAGUAAACUUCAAUCGGAUCUAGCAUCUUCGCCGACUGAUACAGCUCCGAUAAAUAGUGAAUUGGCAACAAGGCCGAUGGAAAUCGAAAGCUACUCCUCGGCACUUCAAGGAACCGGUCCGCUCUUGUCAGAUUUGGCUGAAGUUCAUUUACUAGCGGUGCUUUUCUGCAAAGCCGUCAAAGGAGUAUUCUUUAGCGACCAGCAAUCCUCUCCUGGCGAUGAAUCUGUAACGUCUUCAAACGGAGUCGCAGAACUCCCAAACGUCAGUGGGACUUCAAGUAGCUUGAAUACAGCUGAUGUUUCCAGGACUUCUGUAGCCAAUGGGUUGUCGGAAAUUAGAGCUGAAUUGAUAAGUGCUGGUCUGCAGCAGUUCUGGGCUAUUUUGUUGACGUCGAAGGAUUCAGAAAUGCAAAAGAUGGCUAGAGAUGUCUUGAAUGGCUACUACUUGCAUUUACCCAAACUCGAAAAAGAAGCAGAGUUUAUUGCGAGCACCUUCGAGAGGAUAUCGAAGUUUCUCCAGAGCGAUGAAACGUUCUGUCUGGACAGACUAAAGGAAUUGCAGUCGAUAGUGUGUCUUCUGUUACAUCACAUCCAGCAGAGUUACAAGAAGUACUCGUUCCACAUUAGACACUCGGCCCUGAAGGCCAACACUGCCCCAAUACACAGCCACUCCAAAACAUGGAUGCCCAGAAAGGGUUCUCACCAGCUGAAGUUGUAUCUUGCCAACCGAGUUGCAGGCGUCAAUCAGCCCAAGCUAAUCAACAUGCAUUCUUCGGACUAUCUUGGCGAACUGCGGGCAGAUGUGACCUUUCACCAAAACGAGCUUCUGAAAUCUAAACCACUGGACGAUUCUGAUGAUAAAAACUCUUCUGACACUCAGGAAGGAUCUCGGUUGAAGUAUUACAGGUUGCUUACAAAUGGCCUGGAGUUGAAAUUGGAACACGAUGACCGGAUUCUGUCGGAUUUAUGCAUACGUGAUGAGUCUCAAAUUGCGGCCGUUUUGACUUUUCUGCACUGCGACGAUUCGUCAUCGGAAGACGCGGCUUCAAAGUUUCAGCUAGGGGAUGUAUUUUUGAAGUUUCCAGGUUGUCUGUAUAUAGAACCGCCUUUGGAGAAUUACCCGCAAGUGAUAUUGCUACAGCAAGCUCAUUUCAACAGACUGUUUGAGACUCUAAGAAGGCUCUCCAACCUUAAGAGCUCAGCUUCUAAGGCUCAAAUCUUCAACAUUGACGAAAUAAUCCGAUUGGUCUGGGAUCUCAUCAUGCUCUUGCCGACAUAUCCUGCAAUUCAACAGCAGUUCGAGAUUUUAUCAACCGAUUCGAGUUAUCAGACGAAUGCCACCGAGCCAAGUUCUUCGAAAGAUCUCCCCCAAAUGGCGAAUUCAUCAUCAAUAGACUGGUCGACCAUUCUCGAUGUUGAUAACGUCUUCAAGUUGCUUUACUCUCUUCAAAUGUUAGAGCAUUUGGCCAUCAAUUGCCACAACAAGAUAUCCCAAAUGACUUCAGACGCGUCCCUCACUCCGAGGGGUUUUGGGGGUCAUGGAGCCAACCUUUUGACACCUACGCUUCCGAACUUCGAUUCUAAUUUAACCGCCGAUUUUGGUGGCGACUCAAAUAGCCAAACUUCAGGGCCGUCCCAGAGUCAAAAUAAAAACAAAGUUGGCUCAGAUUGGUGCCAAAAGUUUGUGGAAUACGGCGGAUUAAAGUUUCUGGUAACAGUGUUUGAGUCGAAAGUUUUGCUUGAAGAACUAAUGAGUGAAAAGAAAGACUCACCAAACGUUCAAUUGUCAGAAUGGAAGCAAGAGUGUCUUGCCUCGAUUCUAAGAUUAUUCAACAUUUUCGCUUUGCACCCGUUCACUUCAGGAGGCUUAGUGAUGCGCAGUCAAAACAGUUUUUGCUCAGAUUCCUUAGGCGUUGGAUCCCAAAAUGAAAUGUACGUACCACCCCAAAUUGUAGAAUUAAGUCAAAAUAGGCCAUCUUUUGUUUCGAUGCUGGAUAAAAACCGAUUUCUGGAUAGUCUGUUUAUUCUAAUGGAUUCCGCGUCGAAAACUCAAACGGAUGCAGUUUCGAGAAGAACUUUAUCGUUGAAGUCAAAUUUAGUGUGCCAAUGUUUCCUCAUUCUCAAUUUAUACGCUUGUCAUGAUCCUUCCGUUUGUACCAGUUUGAUGGAGCAUAAAUUAUUCUUUUCAUUAGUUUAUCAACUUGUGGUCAAUUUUGCAACCAAGAAUAUAAGCAAGACUUCGACAACUGGUCUUACAAAAUUGGCUCAUAAGUCCUUCGCUUUUUGCAAAAAGACGAUUGAAACUUUAAUUAAUUUUCUGGCCGAAGUCCAAAGCAUUUCGGAAGGUUGCCUCGAGGACCAUAAUAACCGCGAUUCAAGAGACUCAAGUGUAAUAGCGGAUCCAAGUUCAGGCCAGGAAUACUUUUCUCUGUUCGAAAACUUGAUGAGAAUUUACCUAGAAAAAGAGGAAGAACGCGCAAGUGAUGCUGAUUUUGUGUCGUACCUUGUCAAAUCUAUAACCACAGCUUUGGAUGAGUUUCUGCAAAAUGCAUUCUGGAGUGAAGAAAAUGGAGACUGCUCUAGUUUAAGAGGGCUUCUGACAAUCAUGUGCUCAAUUUGUAGACUUAAACCACCUUUCGUGACGUCAGAUCAAGGUUUGGAGUUAAUCAAAAGCCUAAUGAAAUGUCUGUUUAAAAUAGAAUCGGAAACGAAAACCCCAAAAUUGGUCAAUCCUGAUAGCAGAAAGGCAGCGUUUGAUUUGAUAAUUCAGCUCGCUAGCGGGUGUGUGAAAAAUUAUGAUUUCAUCUACUCUUCGUUGAUGAAGCAAAAUUCGAAAGAGUUUCAUGCGCCCUACCCAUGGUCCUACUGGCCGUUGGAUGAACGAAGAUCAGAAGCGGGUUUUGUGGGGCUAAUUAACCUAGGUGCCACAUGCUAUAUGGCGACUGCACUGCAACACCUGUUUAUGAUCCAUGAAGCGCGUUCGGCCAUUUUAUCAGCCAAUCACAAUGAAGCGAGUAUGAAUGUGGCAAAUAUGGAAGGUGAUGUGCCUCAAAAUGGCAACGGAGCAACUGGAAUGUCGAAUAGUAACAUGGAAAGGAAACAUGGAAAAGUCCUGUUGGAGCUACAAAAGAUGUUCGCUUAUUUGCAGCUGAGUGACAGAAAAGCAUACAAUCCGCGUUCGUUCUGUCGUUCGUACGUGAUGGACAAUGAGCCCCUGAACACUUGUGACCAGAAGGACAUGACUGAGUUCUUCAAUGACCUCAUCGCCAAAUUGGAAGACAUGAGUCCCCAGCUGAGAGACCUGGUCCAUAAUCUGUUCAGGGGAGAGAUCACAAACAGUGUGGUGUCUUUGGACUGUAUGCACGUGAGCAAGACAGUGGAGCAGUUCUUCACUGUAAGGUGUCAGGUGGCUGACUUGAGAGAUCUCUAUGAGUCACUGGACGAGUUCUGCCAGAUUGACAUGCUGGAGGGAGACAACAUGUACACCUGUUCCAGUUGUCACACCAAAGUGCGAGCUGAAAAGAGAGCAAGUUUCAAGAAGUUGCCUCGGAUUCUUGUCAUAAACACCAUGCGAUACAAGUUCAACAUGGAAUCGAUGGCGCGGGAGAAAGUCAACACCCACUUUCUGUUCCCAAAUCACAUCAAUAUGGGAAAGUACACCGAAACGUACCUGGUCGGCGAUAAUUCCAACUCCAGGAGUGCAUCGGGAGGUGCGACGUCAUCAUCAUCGGCAUCGGCGGGACUGGAUUCGGGCCAGCAAGAGGAACUGAAUUAUGAGUUGAUUGGAGUUACAGUUCACACAGGGGCGGCUGAAAGUGGUCAUUAUUACUGUUUCGUGAGAGAUAGAUCCUAUCCGCAAUCGGAUGUGUGGUUUCUGUUCAACGACUCCGAAGUGAAGCCUUUCAAUCCAGACAACAUUCCUCAAGAGUGCUUCGGAGGCCAGAUGGUGUCCAAGACAUUCAACCAACUCACUGAAAAGUUUGUCGACUAUGCCUUCGAGAAGUCACACAGCGCUUACAUGCUGUUCUACGAGCGCAGUGUAGAUUUAAUGCGAAGUGAAGAGAAGGCUUCACUGAUUCCUAAUUUGAGUCCAUCGGAGACGUUUUGCGCUUCAAUAAACACUGAUAACCUCCAGUUACGCCACGAUAGAUUGCUGUUUGACAAGAACUAUUUUGAGUUCCUGUAUAAAUUCAAUGAUGUUGUGGCAAAAACGUUGCCGACUCCUGGCGAUCCGAAAUCAUCUAAUCAUUUCGAGUUUCAACGUGCGAAGUUGAGCACGACAUUCGUGUUGGAGACUCUAGUUCACUCUCGAGAGAGUCCGAGCAUUAAUUUCUGGCUUGAUUUCGUGACGUCAUUGUACUCAGAGUGUGUGGAAGUGUGCAAGUGGUUGAUAAAACACCUGAGUCAAAAUGAUUGGUGGCUGAACCAGGUGUUGAUCAGGUGUCCCAAUGCGCAUAUCAGAGGACUCGUACAGAAGUUGAUAUUCUUGGCCAUAUCAAACGUCUGUAGCAAGACUAGUGACGAUGAGUGGCAGGUGUAUUGUAAAAGUGAGCUUCGUUCUUUCCUGAAGACACUGGUCAACUUCGCCAACAGUUCUCUACUCAGAAGAAGACACUUAAGACACUUCUUCGAGUACUGCUCCCUCUUGAUGGAUGUAGCACGAAUGGGCAGGAGGGAAUCACUGUUGCUGAUUUCAGUUGGAACCAUUGGCUCUAUGGUGAAAUUCUUUCUGGACGUGAAACUUCACAAAGGUCACCAGUCCUCGAACUCAGUUUCAAUUGGCACGACAAGUAGCUCCAAUGGGGGUAGUGGAAAUAACACGACCACCACGUGUGUCACUCUCUCGGACGACGAAGACGAGAGUGCCAACUCGGAAAAUGACGUCAUAGCAUCGACUGCACUCGAGUUUGAUGCGUUGAACGAAUUGCUAUCAUUCACUGCAGAUGGAAAGAAGAAGUCGGCAGUUUUUCACAACAUAGUGGAGCUCAUUGAACUUCUGCUGGACAAAUCAUGUGCAUUGGGUGCCACCAGUGGAUCGGGAAGCAACAGGGACUUCCAGGACCUAGCCAGAUGUCUGGCUGAGACUGAUAUGGGUGCUCUAACUAGUAACAACUACGAGUUCCUCAAGAUUUUAAUUGAGGAAGAGAUUAACCUGGACAGUGUGUCGUCGAUACUCCAAAUGCUAGUCAGGAUGGAUAAGAAUUUCGAAAAUUUCAUCCCCGUUCGGUUCUGUGAGUUGAUCCUAUCCAGUGGCGUGUUAUCCCCCGAGACAGUGAAGCCCUACUUGAGAGUGCUGGCCAAAGUAGAGUGUCAACUGAGCCAGGGAAACAGUGGAGUCACAGUCACCCAACACAUGGUCAAGUACAUGCCGCGACUGUUGGCUCUUUGUCCCAGACCAACUCUCACUCUCAUCAAGGAAUGCGCCAGGUCUCCACACAUGGUCAACUGGGCCCUGAACAAUCUAGAUUUGUGGGUGAAACAGUUCCUAAUAGCCGAGAACAAUUACAGAGUCAGAUUCGAAGCGGCAGAGGUGCUGAUGAUGUUGAUUCCAGACAGUGGUCACUUGUACAACUACUGGAAAAGUUGUGUCGACAAAUUCAGUCUGCCAGAUAGUAAUAAGAAUGGCACUGUGCAAUACGAGGAGCGAGUUUUGACUGUUGUCCAUAAGAUCCUGAGGCACUUACUGGGCAUGUUGGAGGACUUUCCGUCUCUGUCCAUGGGCACCUACAGAUUCCAGUACUUCUUCACAGUCCUCACCGCUCUCACCCUCUCCCCCCUGGAGAAGAAGAUGUUCACGCCCCACUUCCCACAUUUGUGGAGUGUCUUCUAUCCUCAUCUCAUUCACAGCAAGGUGGAGAACUGUGUGAACAAGCAGGCACUUUUGUUUUACUGGCACUGGGUUUGUGUGGAUUGUCCCCAGAAUGUACAGAUCACAGUCUCAAACAAAGUGGUAUUGAAAAACAUCUUCUUCAACUAUAUCCUAGUGAAUCACGAUGAGCGAGAUUUGGUCGCUUUCAAUAAACAGUGUCUGCACAGUUUCUUCGGUCUUCUUCGCAUCUGCUGCUCGGCUUCGGCUCACUUCGCAUUCGUCUUCAUGCAACACGACAACUUCUUGUGGGCACUUGAAAACGUCUUCCCCUACUACAAUCUAUACACGAAGGCCUCAAAUGAGUUGCUGAAAAUUGUAGAAAUUUUAUUGGAUUAUGCAAAAGAGGAGUCGGCGGCCUCGCCGAGCGGCGGAAGUCAGUUGAGUGCGGCGGAUAUCAAAGAGGUGAAGGCUUUCAAGAAGAAAUUAAUUUUCUCGUUCACGAAAUGCUUGAGUAAACGAGGACUCUUCAUGACUGUUCCCAGGAUUUUUCCACUCCUUCUUCAAACCGAACAAGACAUGCGGUACCUUCUGGAAGAGACCAACGGGCUUCGGGUUCUCUCAGACGCUCUUUUCUCCGCAUUCGAGGCCUCCCAGCACGUGUCGAUAUUUCACUCCAGUGGAUCAUCCUCAAUAGGGGGAGCACAGACGGCAAUCGGAGUGAGGGGCGAUAUUGUGGCAUUGUUGACAAGAGCGUUGAGGGGGUGCAGAAGUGCGUUGGAGAAAGAAAGAUUGCACCCGGGCGAGGGAAAUGGCGAUGGUGCAACUACGAGUGGAUCUUCGUUGUCUACCGGAUUGGGAACUAGUAGUGGAAGCAAUAUGAUAAGUGCACGUAGCUCUUCUUCCAAACACCUCCCACAGUGGAAGAACAUCAGUGUGACCUGUGAGAAACUGCUCUCACUCCUCAAUGCCUCCCACAGUGCAGAAGCGAGACUGUCCUCCCUCCUCUGUCUCAAGGAGAUCCUUCUCCUCUACCCCUCUGAAGCAUCACAAGUGCUGGUUGACCUCAUGUUCACGGCACACUCCAGUUGCACGAGGAAGAAGUGCACCUCGCUAGUUCCUGGACCCUUCUACCCACGUCUGAGCAGUGCCUCGACCUCGGGAUCAGACCACCAAUCACCCCCCUCUACUUCAACAGCUGUAGGCGUUGGCUCCAGACCAACCCAGCUGGCGAGCGGAUCUGGAAUCGUGGGAUUCAAUCCAGUGGCCACUACGCCCACGCUGGCAAACAGACGCUUUGAGUUGUCCAUGUGUGUCCAUAGAGAGCACUUCAGUCGCCAAAUUGGAGAAGACAAAAGUUAUGACUGUGAGCUGCGUCAGUUCUUUUCGCCCUAUCAUGUACAUCUUGCUCAGCCGCUGAUAUCCACAGCCACUCAGCAAAAUAUCACCAGUUCCAAACUGACCGAUCUCAUUUGUCUGCUGAGUCUGGACGCCCUGCACCUCAAACUGGACUGGUUCGCCCGCACGAUGCUGGACCUGUACCACAGCAACACACAAUACCUCCAAUCCCUAUCCACUUCACCACAUCUGGCUCUUAUCUUCACUCGUAUUCUGGCUGAUGACCACUUGAGAAGUGUCUUGAAUUCACCAACUGUCUUCUCCUUCUGCACCUCAUUUUUACCCAAGGCAACUGCGUUGACACUAGACGAUAAACUGAGUCAUAUAGUGCAGUUGACUUCGCUUAUGGUAGAUCAGUCAUAUCAUAAGCGUGUAAGUAAUGUACUGAUUGAGGGGAGAUCGGAGCAAUCGGUGCAAAUGGACGGCGAUGGGAACGAAGAAAGGAGGAAUAAAGAUCCCGAAGAGUUUAUUCUGGUCAUCAUUCAGAAUCUGAAGGCACUGCAGCUGUUGUUUGCAUGUACAACCUGUGCCAAGAUACCAAGUCAGCUGUCUGAGUUGAAACUGUCGUUAGAGUCUCUUCGAGAGGAAAGCGAGAAACUGAAAAGUAUGUUUGCGAAAGAACAAACAAGGAGUUCUUCGCUUCUGAGCUUCAUGUCAAGUGAUACAAUAACUGAACUGUCGACCACAUCUGACGCUACAUCGUCCUGCAACCUCCCGCUGAAGAAAUUAAAACUAGCAGUCAAAAAUCCUGAAGGUACAAAUGAAACUGAAAGCUCCUCGAAAAACUCUGAACAAAGCUUGCAUCAAUCGAAAUCGGAAAUGUUGUCUUCGUUGGUGAAAAACUCAGAAGAUUUGCCUGAAAAUUGUAGUUCAAAGCUAGUGGUUCUGAAACAAUCUGUCUUGAAUUUGGUCAAAAAUGUCAACUCAACAUUGAAUUAUUUAAAACAGUUUGAAGACCGAUGCGGAAAAGACUAAAAAAAUAAAAUUAACUGAAAAAUUGAAUGUCUAUGUUGAAACUUCCUAAAACUUUCUUGUAGUGAUAAUUGAGAUUUGUUUUGUUUUUCUA